Messenger RNA from Aspergillus lentulus, 1158 nucleotides. The record is from RefSeq and is a predicted model, not a curated record. Lineage: Eukaryota; Fungi; Ascomycota; Eurotiomycetes; Eurotiales; Aspergillaceae.
AUGACGGACAAUCAACCCUCCCCCGAUUACUCCCGCCCACAGUUUCCUGCCCAUAGUGAACCGCGAGUAUGGAUUCUCACAGCAGGAGACUCGCCCAUUGGGAUAUCGGUUACGCGCCAGAUUCUUAAGCACGGAGACUAUGCGUUAGUGGGACUGGCACAUACAUCCUUGGACCGGGACGAAUGCCGUCGCGAGGUGUUCGGGGACUUCCUGGCUGAAGUUGAGAGCCACCGUGACGAAGGAUGGGUGCAACGCUUCAAGACAGUCCCUUUGGAUAUCAGGAUGAUAGGGCAAUGUCAAGCCUUGGUCGCCGAGGCAGUCGCAGCAUUCGGCAAGGUAGACAUCCUACUUUGCUGUACUAGCCAGACUCUUGUCGGCGCGGUAGAAGAGCUUGCGGCUUCUCAGCAAACCUUGAACUUGGUCAAGGACCAGUUUGAAACCAAUUACUUCGGUCCUCUGAACAUCAUCAAAGCAACGCUGCCUCACAUGAGGAAGCAAAAAUCCGGUCAUAUUAUGAUUCUUUCUAGCAUUACUGCCCACAUCGGUACACCCGGCCUUGGGAUGUACUCCGCCGCUGGCUGGGCCCUGGAGGGAUUUUGCGAUAGCCUUGCAUACGAAAUCGCUCCAUUCAACGUGAAGCUCACAAUCUUCCAAUGCAGCAUCGAAAUAGGUAUCCUGACAAAUUUGAUUACCAGUGUGCCUCCCAUAGUUCCAGAGUACUCGCCAGCCGUCAAUCAUGCCCCUUUGUUUCGUGGUAUAUUGAACAGACUGGUUCCUCGUCUACCCCACCAACAGACUCAGGGCACGGAGAACGGCUCCCAAAACUCAAAUCAAGUCAGCUCUGCUGAAGAAGGGCCCUUUUCCGCCCCCAGAGUUUUCUCCAUGUAUCCACCCCUAAGUUCCGCACAUAUGGAAGUCUUGGUUGAAGAGACUGUGUACGCUAUCACAGCCAUCGCUGGUCAUGAGAACCCGCCUUCACGUCACAUAGUGGGACAGGAAGGUGUUGCAAGCGUCAAAGAGAAGCUCAAAACCGUCAGCGAAGAAAUGGAGGAUUUCAUCCAAGCAAGCUUCGCCGUCGAUUACGCUGCCGAUGGUGGUCCCGGUCCGUCCAAGGAAGAUAAUAUGGUCCUGGGGGCAAACCACAAUGAAACAGUUUGA